Messenger RNA from Acaromyces ingoldii, 1733 nucleotides. RefSeq lists its product as hypothetical. The transcript has a single exon. The record is from RefSeq and is a predicted model, not a curated record. Gene Ontology annotation, cellular component: nucleus. The coding region runs from base 70 to 1377 and encodes 435 amino acids. Lineage: Eukaryota; Fungi; Basidiomycota; Exobasidiomycetes; Exobasidiales; Cryptobasidiaceae. Gene Ontology annotation, biological process: regulation of DNA-templated transcription.
CCACCGUCCAGCUUCGGUCCUUCAGAAGACUCGACAGUGAUUCAUGGCCAACGCAUCCCCAGGGCAAGGAUGUGGAGCGCUCAUCGGCGAGUCGAUGAGCAAGACACAGCGCUGAUCGCCGCCUCAGCCCCGGACGAGAAAGAUGAGGAGUGGAGAGAGACUUCGCUCACGCCCUCUUCAACCUCCUCGUCGGACGGGGUGAGCGACGACGAGAUGGUGUGUCUAUCAACAGGGCGAAGGAGGCGCCGAGGGCAAGGCAGGGGUGCAGCACAAGCUGGCGGCAGAUCGCGAGGAAACGUAAACGGAACAGGAUUGCCGAAGGGAAGACCGAGAAAGUACCCGUCCGCAGUCAAGACGGAUAAGAUCAUCGCGAUGGUAGAGCUCGAGAGCAAAGGAGACAGUGGAGGCGAGCAAGCGAAGGGAGACGUGAUCAUCGUGGAGGAAUGGAGCGAUGACGGCCUGUCCACACCACCAUUACCCGGUGACUCACGUCGUACCGUCAAGGUCAAAGUAGAGGACGGAGAAGACCACAGGAGAGACGAGGGGGCAGCUGCUGAAGAGGCAAGACUGGAAGACAUUGCAGCGCGAGAAGAAGACGGGGCACGAGUCGAAGACAGAUGGCAAAAAGAACGUCGCAGGGCGGAGGAGGAAAGGCGGGAGAGAUUAAAGAGGGAACAGGAGGAAGAGGAAGCUCUUUUGCGGGAAGAGCAAAAGAUGCUCGAGCAGCUCUUGUCGGAAGGAGACGAUGGUGAUCUUUCUGUCUGCUCAGAUGACGACGACUACUAUGAAAGAAAGCGCCAGGAGCGUCUUCGGAGGAACGCCAAGAUGCUCGCCUUCUUGAAUGAGGACUUGCCACCCUCUUUACCGCAGACGGAAAGGCCCACCUCCCGAGUCCAAGCGUCCAAAGGCCGGGUCCAUUCAUUCAGAACCUUUAAAGAUGGGACCACGACUGCGAUUCCUAGAGCUGGACAGACGUUCGAGCUAGCAUACAUUGCUAUCCCUGUCCUCCGAGAACGCAGUCGCUCUUCUUACAUUCAUUGGCACGACCCCUUACCGGAACCAGACGAGGGUCACAAGCCCACAAAGAAGGCAAUCUCACCCGAACCAGCCAAAGGCGUCUCGCCAGGACCACCCAGAGGUUUUCGAAAGGGCCCUGCCGGAGACGGUCUCGAUGGCGAUGGGACGAGCUGCCACCAGUGCCGCCGAAAGACACUGGACGAAAAGAUGCGAUGCCGAAACCACGAGAAUGGCCAGGUGUGUCCACUCUUCUACUGCAGGCGAUGCCUCCGGAAGCGCUAUGGGAUCGUCGAUGAGUGGGAUCCAGAGUCUCGAGAUUGGACGUGCCCUCGGUGCCUUGCCUACUGCAACUGCUCGUGAGUCCAUCAGGUACUGAUACGGUUCAGGUCUGAAAGUCACAAUGCUGAAUUGAACCCCUCUCGAAUAAGCUUGUGCCUGUUGCGCGCUGGCCUCGGUCAUUACAUCCGACCAAACCAGUUCAAUAGCAUCUUCGAUGACGACGGUCGUCAGAAGUUCCCGAGUGUCAAGCACUUUCUCGACAGCCUCUCUCCCGACGGCGCCCUCAAGAUUGGCCCUGGAGGGAUCUGCGCAGCGGAUUCAAGCAGGAAACGGAAAGGGAAGCCAAAGAAGCCCGAGCCAGCAACAGAUACCCAAGCCGAGCGGGAAGACGACAACGACGGCGCUAUUGUGGAGAAGCUGGCCGGAAGCCGAGGUCG